CGCUUGUGGCGGUUGGACAGAAUGCAACUAGGCAGAGCGGCUCGCUCACACCGGGCGCAGUAAGGAGGCGCGAGACAGACGCUUAAACACCGCGUCUGCCUUCGAAUAAGACACGAGACAAGACACACACACGCACACACACACGCAUACACACACGCACACCGGCAGCAGAGUUUGUUGUUUUAAAGAACACAAUGCCAGCCGUGAUGAAAAACUCCGACCUGGAGUUCGACUCCUUCCAGCCGUGUUUCUACCCGGAUGAGGAUGAUUUUUACUUGUGCGGCCCGGGAGAAGACAUCUGGAAAAAAUUCGAGCUGCUGCCCACCCCGCCGCUGUCCCCGAGCCGCGCGGCGCUCGCGAGCACUGAUGCGGGGGUCGAGUGCGCGUCUCCGGGUGGGUUUGGACUCAGCGAUCCGCUGGACUGGGCUUCCGAGCUGCUGCUUCUACCGCCGCAGGACACCGAGGACGAAGCGUGGCGCGCGCCGGAGAGCGACCUGUUCGGCGCGUGUGCACUCGACGACCCGGUCAUCCUGCAGGAUUGCAUGUGGAGUGGCUUCUCGGCGCGCGAGAAACUCGAGCGCGCCGUCAAUGAGAAGCUCGGCCGGACCGUUUCCUCGGUAUCCGCCGCCGCCGCUUCCGCUUCUGGAUCUUCCGGACUUAAAAGCAGCGCUACGAAGGCGCCCGAGACGAACCGGGCUGCGACUGAGUGCGUGGACCCCGCUGUGGUUUUCCCCUUCCCGGUGAACAAAAGGAACGGAGGGCAGAGCGCGAGCCAGACGAGGAGCGCAUCCUUGGCUCACGUGGACAGGCGCGCGGACGACACCCCGAGCGACUCCGACGACAACGAUGACGUGGAUGACGAAGACGAAGAUGACGAGGAAGACGAAGAGGAAGAAGAAGAGGAGGAGAUCGAUGUAGUCACAGUUGAGAAGCGGCGAUCCACUGCUAGCAAGAACUUCAACUCUCAGGCCUCAUCAUCAGCGAACCGGCUAAAUCCAGGCGCGAGCCGGGCCCCCCAGGAGCUCAUCUUAAAAAGGACAGCGGCUGCCUCCAUCCACCAGCAGCAGCACAACUACGCGGCGCCUUCGCCGUACUCUGACGACUCGGACCUUCCCUCUGCUCCCCCAAGCAAAAAACACAGAUCCGAUAGCAGCGGUAGCUCCAGCACAAACUCCCAGCGUAGUGCUAAAACAAACACGUGCUUGCCGAUCUCGCUGAACGGGACACAGCGGCUCAGGAAAAGCGGCUCAGGCUCUGACUCAGAGGACAACGAGCGCCGCCGCAACCACAACAUCCUGGAGCGGCAACGACGCAACGACCUGCGCUCCAGCUUCCUGACACUGCGCGAUCAGCUGCCCGAGCUAGCUAAAAACGACAAGGCAGCCAAGGUGCUGAUCCUGAAGAAGGCUGCAGAGUAUGUGGGUUCACUCGAGGCCCAGGAGCUUCGGCUUCGUCAGGAAAAGGACAAGCUCCAGGCAAGACGGCAGCAGCUCCUCCGCCGCCUGGAGCAAGCCAGGACUCGCUAGCCUGCUACAUGCUAACCUUUAGCACUCACGGCUGUAGGCUAAUUGGCUGCACAGCCCCCCCAAAAAAAACGAACUUACGGACACUCACUGCCGCCACUUUCUUUGCACAUUUUUUGGACGUCUAGAAUGUUUCAGGUUUACUUUUGUCAUUCCAGUCACAUCAAGGAAAAGUACAAGGAUGGUCCCUUUCUCCAUCCUAAUUUCUUAUUGUUUGUCUUUUUAAUGGGUUUUCUGUGUCAGAAUUGACCGACAAACCCCCUUCCUCCCUCAGACUUUCGUAGAACUGCCAUUCAGGAAUGUGGAAGUUGACGAGGAGCACGCAAUACAACACACACCCACUUUGCCUUCACUUUGCAAAUGACACGAAAAAGCAAAUUAACUUUAAAAAAAAAAAAAAAAAAGAUCGGACAUGAUUCAGGAGUCGGUUCACUGGGACUCGACUCUCUCACACCUCUCUUUCUGGUGCUUUUUACUCCAGAUAUACCUCUGAGCACCUUGAUGUCAGUUAAGCAAAACACUAUCAGUCUGCCUUGUUUUUUUGUACACGGAACUGUCUUUGGGUUUUUCUAAGAAAAUAACUAGACUGGAAGUUUAUAUACCUUUAUUAAGUACUGUAUGACCUCGAUUUACGAGGAACUUUGUAAUAUAAUGUUGUUUUUUUCAGUUUCAUAUUACCGUUCUUUGUUCAUCACACAAUACUUACUAAUUUGUACACCUACGAUUUAGUGUGCUUCUGAUACAUACUAAAAAUUGAUACUUAUAUUUUCGUAUGAAAAUGAGUUGAGUAGAUAUCACUAUCUUGUUUUAUCUCUUUGCUCUUUACGUUCAUUCUUUUUUUUGUACAGAAAUCUCUCUAUCUACAUUUACCUUGCUCCCUUUUUUUCCUCCCUUGUUUGUUUAUAUAUUUGUACCUAUCGGGUUCAUAGAACUGGGUCUAUGGGAAUGUUUUUUUUUUCGCUAUCUCUUUUUCUAAGCAUACAUUUUAGUGCUGCAACUCAUAGCACUUUGAAAUACCUCAUUUUGAAAAAUAAAUAGGCUUUGAAAACA
Pangasianodon hypophthalmus (striped catfish) is the source of this 2573-nucleotide messenger RNA. It is a transcript of the gene mycn, whose product is annotated as MYCN proto-oncogene, bHLH transcription factor. Bases 195 to 1526 code for a protein of 443 amino acids. Gene Ontology annotation, biological process: regulation of transcription by RNA polymerase II. NCBI's taxonomy places the organism in Eukaryota, Metazoa, Chordata, Actinopteri, Siluriformes, Pangasiidae. Gene Ontology annotation, molecular function: DNA-binding transcription factor activity, RNA polymerase II-specific; RNA polymerase II cis-regulatory region sequence-specific DNA binding; protein dimerization activity. The record is from RefSeq and is a predicted model, not a curated record. The transcript has 3 exons.